AUGCCGGCUACCGUGCACAUCUUCGGCCAGCUUUGGAAGGAGUAUUCCUUGUCUGACUCUCGCUACCUGACGCAGGACUCCUUCAUCGUCUGCAUGGAGACCAUCACGGCCUUCUGCUGGGGCCCGCUGUCCUUCGCCUGCGCCUAUUGCAUCGUCACCGGCCAUGCCCUCCGCCACCCGCUGCAGCUCAUCAUCAGCCUCGGCCAGCUCUACGGCGACGUGUUGUACUUUGCGACGUGCUCUUUUGACAAGCUUGUAGCCAAAAUGAUGUACUGCCGGCCCGAGGACUUUUACUUUUGGUGCUACUACGUCUUUUUCAACGCCUUCUGGAUCGUCAUCCCAUUCUACCUAAUUGCCAAAAGCUGCGUUGAGAUAAAGCGAGCUUUUGAGAAGGUUGCAGAGUUGGACAAGACAUCACCCUCAAAGAAGAAUAUCUGA
Molecule: messenger RNA, 438 nt
Organism: Colletotrichum spaethianum
Lineage: Eukaryota; Fungi; Ascomycota; Sordariomycetes; Glomerellales; Glomerellaceae
Product: 3-beta-hydroxysteroid-delta(8), delta(7)-isomerase
Exons: 1
Coding region: 1-438 (145 amino acids)
Biological process (GO): sterol biosynthetic process
Cellular component (GO): endoplasmic reticulum; membrane
Molecular function (GO): C-8 sterol isomerase activity; steroid Delta-isomerase activity; cholestenol delta-isomerase activity
Source: RefSeq, a predicted model, not a curated record